Seminavis robusta is the source of this 2166-nucleotide messenger RNA. Lineage: Eukaryota; Bacillariophyta; Bacillariophyceae; Naviculales; Naviculaceae. The record is from the annotation of a GenBank genome assembly.
AUGACUUCAACGAACAGCAUGAGCGAAGAAGAAGACACAACAAACGAUACACAAAACGAAGAAGGCAACACCAUGGACGCCUCUUUUGAUCUGGAUAUGCAGCUGGCCCUGGCUCUCAUGGCUGAGGAGAGCGCCAAUGCUGGUGGUACUACCGUGGGAAACAUUUUUGGUUACAGUGGUGCGGUUGGUGCCGCCCUGGCCAUUUCUUUGCGACAGGAAGAGAACAGUGGGGCUGCUUGUCCACCCCCGCCACCAUUGAUGAGAGGUUUGCAACACAACGAUGACGACCAGCAGCAAGAAAAUCCCCUCGGAAGCACGAAAGGGAAGAAACCACGAAUGAAUGGUGACGAGGCUGCGGAAGACCUUGCGGGUAAGAACAACGGAGAAUCAGAGACGAAGGGAAAGUCACCUCAGGAUGAUCUUGACCAUCAGAUCGCACUGGCGGAAGCAAACGAGGAACAUUCUGCCACAGGAUCAGCCCAAGAAUGUUACGAAGAGGACCAUCUCAUCGCCCUGGCCCAAGCCAAGAAGGAGAAUGAGGCUGCGGCCUGCUUAUCCGUUGCUGGAAAGGCGUGGAACUUUGUCAGCGCCAUCGUAGAGGAGCAUCGCCGGAUCGUCGCAAGCGAUGUUGCCAACAAGGGCCUGGCUGCUGACUUGCGGAUGGAAACGAUCGGGAUUGAUGACAUGAUGUUCACCUCCGAGCGCCUAUUGGAAACGCAAGCUAUAUUUGGUCUGUCUGAAACCAAGGACACGCGGGUAGAUAUUGGCUACCAUUACACGUGCAGCCAAAAUCUGGAGCACAUCCAGGCCAAUGGACUUCUCACCAAGGCAGACCGGGACGAGAAGGGUGUUGCAAGCAACUUCAAUGGCUCUGUUUGGGGCGAUGGAGUCUACUCUGGGAACAACCCCUUUUCGUUUGCUCGAUUCGGAGAUACAGGGCUGUUGGUGGCCCGGCUCCAUGGGACUAAGAACCCGGCCUGCCGUGGUGGCGGUGGGUUUGUCGGCGACACGGCCAUUGCCAGCCAAGGAACGCCCCACGAGAUGGUAAUCCUGCGCCAAUCGAGCCAAUGUGUCCCCUUGCUCAGGUUCAAAAGACCAGUGAACCCAGAUGACGACGUCGAUGGCGCUAUUUGGCACGCCCACCGUAGGCUGCAAGGUGUUGUGGAUGCAUUCUUCAACGACGGAGCCAAGACUGUGGUAUCCGCCAUGCCACGACCUGCAAAUCUUGGUUUGAGAAACAGCUGUGUGUCCUCGAGCCAAAGUGGUCCCUCGAACAAUUAUUACGGCGCCGUGACCCCGGUCUGGGCCCAGGCACCAGCCCUGGUCUCGGCCCCGAUCUCUUCUCCGGCGCUGACUUGGACACCAAACAGCAAGGCCAAGGGCAAGGGCACCUCAAACUCGUCGCAAUCACUGGAUGCGCCUGUGGAUUCCUGGUACGAAAAAUGGAAGCGAAGAAGGACCUUGACAGAAAACGAAGAGAUCAAGCGGGAGCUGGGAAGCUCGCCGUGCCAAUCCGAAACAUAUAGACGCGCCAACGGAUCUGAAGUGGACACUUCGUUGGAAUGGAUGAGAGUAUUGCGAUACUCCAGGGAGAAGCUAGUGUGCGAUGGCAUGGAUACGUUGGUCAUCGUUUGUUGUUUCAAUACCACCGAUUGCAUCAGUGGGAUUGGCCAUCGCAUCGCGUACCUUCCGGACUCACCCGACCACCGCGCAUUGGUUGAGCGGUUGGCGGGUGCUUUCUCGAGUGGAGUCCUCGACAAGGAUACUUGGGCAUUGCUCCCGCACCGAACAAGCCCCUACCGAUCGUGCAAUAGCUUUGCUGUGGACUACGCCAAAACCCUCACGAAGCUGGGGGUCUCACCUGUCCCUGUCGGUGGGGGCGAACUGUUCGGCAGUGCCAAGAAAAGAACCUGCGAGCCACAGAAGGAAGACCAGGGGAUGGCUCUCUUGAAGGCGGCGUCCCCUGCUUCUCCACGGAUCGUCCCAAGAAAAUUUGACCGUAAAUCAGAUACCGACCGCCAAGAGCAUCCCUCCUCAUUGAAGCGGCCUCUCAUGCUCCGGCCAGCGGGACACAGGCCGGAUGAAGACUGCCAAGAGCGCCCCCCCGCGCCAUCUCACCCUUCGAUCGUCCCCGCGGGAGCGUCUCCAGUAUGCCAAUGCCACUAG